CCAGCCUCCCUCCCUCCCUCCUUGCACUCCAGCAGCCUGGCUGAGCCUUGGCUGGUGCUCCUGCUCGUCGGGCUUUCCACUUCACUGCCGAUCCUCCCCGCACCGGAAGCCUGAGGCUCCGCCUUCCUCGGCAUCCAGCACCGGGAAAAGCCCCCCUGGGCACUUCCAGCGGGAAGCGCAGCACUACGCCCGGCUGGGCAACCCCCUCCUCGCCACUUGGCGGCGGCGGGGCUGCGCGGGUUCCGUCCAGAGCAGCGGCUGCUUCGCCUUCCGACCCGAUCGCGCCCUCGUCGGGCAGGAGAGGCCCCCGCGAGCCGGGAUGGGCUGAGCGCCCGGGGAAGAAGCAGCCGAGAGGAGCUCGUGGGCCGGCGAACAAGUGAGUGGCCGGCCGGCUGGUUGGUUGGUUGGCGCUGCUGCUCGGGGAGGCUGUGCGCUUGGUGCAAUGCAACACCGCGUGGCCGCCUGCAGGGCUCCGCGGCGGACAUGCUGAGCAGGGGAGGAGCCGGCGGGAAAGCGCCAGGCGAGCUCGGCGGCUCCGCAGCAGGGCUGGAGGGAGCGGGCGCCGCCAGCUCGGCCUUCGCCUUCCGCAGCAGGUGGAUCCCGCAGGCGCGGCUCCGGGGAUGAGCCCCGCGGGCGCGCCGCCUCCUGUCGCCCCGGUCAGCACGCACUCGCCGCCGCCGCCAGGGUCGGACCCUGCGCUCCCCCCGAUGGUUCCCGCCCGCCUGCUUCUCUGUAACAGGGACGUGACCUUCCCUGGCUGAGCCUGACGAUGUGGGGUCAGGAUGCCUCGGUGCCCCGACGUCGCCUGGCGCAACCUUGCAGGGGCGCUCCUUGGCUGCUGGCGCUGCUGCUGAGCUUGGCCCUUGCCCGGAAAGGGGGCUCGGCGGCACACUGCCCCAGCAAAUGCGUCUGCGCCAGCAAUAUCAUCAGCUGCUCCAAGGCCAACCUGAGUGUCUUCCCCCAUCCCCUUCCCUCGUACGCGGCUACCCUGGACUUCAGCUACAACCAGCUGACGCGCCUGCGGGCGGAGUGGGCGCCUUCUCCGCUACACCACCUGCAAUCCCUGUUCCUCAGCCACAACGGCCUUUCCUUCAUCUCCACGGAGGCCUUCACCAAUGUCCCUCACCUCAAGUACCUGGACCUCUCCUCCAAUAACAUCCAGGAGCUGGGGGAGAACCACUUCAGCCACCUGGUGAAGCUGGAGGUGCUGCUGCUCUACAGCAACAAGAUCUCCAAGAUUGACCGGACGGCUUUUGAAGAGAUGACCAAGCUCCAGAAGUUGUACCUGAGCCAUAACGCCAUCAGCCGCUUUCCCCAUGAGCUGCUGAAGAAGGAUGAGGGGGGCUUCCCAGAGCUGGCCUUGCUGGACCUCUCUUGCAACAAGAUCAAGGAUAUUUCCGUGGACGAGGUGAACAAGCUCCCGGCCUGGGUGAAGAACGGCCUCUACGUCCACGGCAACCCCCUCACCUGCCAGUGCUCACUCUACAACCUCUUCACCCACUGGCAGAAGCGGCAGCUGAGCUCCGCCACGGACUUCAAGGAGGAGCUCAAGUGCUUCCUCCAGAAAGACAGCAAAAGCAUCAAAAUCUCCAGCCUCAGCGGCCCAGGGGGCUUGAACUGCAGCGAGUUCAAGGAGCAAGUGCUGGAGGUCCAUCGCGGGGAAGAGGUGAUCAUCAACUGCGACACGAGGCAGCGAGGGGUGGUGAUCAGAGAGUGGCUGACCCCCCGCUACGAGCGUGUCCCCCAGGAGGGCGACAACAGCUCCAUGACCAUGCUGACCAACGGGAGCCUUCAGAUCAAAAACAUCAGCGUGGAGGACAUGGGUCCAUAUACCUGCUAUGCGGUCAGCCAGGUGUUCAACGAGACCCUCUAUGUGCACGUCACGGUCCACAACUACUCCUUGCACGGGACCCCGGACACCCUCAACACCGCCUACACCACGCUGGUGGGCUGCAUCCUGAGCGUCAUCCUCGUGCUCAUCUACCUUUACCUGACCCCCUGCCGCUGCUGCUGCCGCAACGGCGAGAAGCAGGCCAGCCAGUGCGAGGACAGCAUCAACUCCUUGGUGCUCAGCACCACGCCCAACCACAACACCGGCGGGGGCAAGGAAGGGCUGAACCGGCACAUGGCGCCUGGCAACGCGCAAGGCCAGAAUGGCAAAUGCAAAGCCAACAGCUCCCCCAAGCAGGCGGCCAAAGGGUCCCAGAAGGCAGAGCGGAAGAUGUCGGAUGCGGACUCUGUCAGUUCUGUCUUCUCCGACACGCCCAUUGUGGGGGCCUCGCAGGGUGAAGGCGGGAGAGGAUCCGGCAGGGAUAAGGCAGGGGCUGAAUUAGUGGGGCUGCUGUGAUCGUUCUGGCACUGGGAAACAAGACGGAGGAUGCAGCCACAUCCCUUAAGGCAUAACACUAUUCUCUGGUACUGUUCUCCGACCUGCCACAGUAUGUCAUGGCGUUGCUUUGUUACUUUCCUCCUGUCGAGCCCACAGUCCAGUGUCGAAAACCUUGAUCUCCCAAUUUUGCUCUUGAAGCACAGUCUUUCCUCAGCCCUCCGUUUCUUUGGAAUGACAUGGUUUUCUCAGAUCACCCUCAUGGGAACCUUGGUGAGCAUCUCAGCCACAGGCAAAAGGGUCCAGCAGACUUCACUAGGUUUUCCUGCAUCCUGCUGUCGCUUUUGCUUACUUUUCCUGGGUGGGACUUUCCUCCCAAGUCUCUGUGCAGGUAUGAAUACCAGAAGAGCAGCCCCGGCUGAUCCGCUGCAGCAGAAAUGGCAGUGUCACCUUCAGAGACUUAACAAUAUUAGGGUGGCAUAAGCUUCCGUAGGUGGCAGCCUGCUCCAUCGGAUGUUACAAAGUGGGCCUAGAAACCAAGGUUUUUGUUUGCCUUCAUGCAAAUUAAAUCACAUUCAUCUCCACAGUAGCUCCAGAGAUGGCAGUAACCCCAAUCAGCCACGGUAUUGUGGGAGUGGGGUGGGGGAAGUUGACUUUUUUAAAAUGGCUCAAUAAUAUUUUUUUUAUAUAUCUAUAUCUAUAUAUAUAUAUAAACUCUUGCUACAAACA
Podarcis raffonei (Aeolian wall lizard) is the source of this 3055-nucleotide messenger RNA. RefSeq names its product adhesion molecule with Ig like domain 1 (gene AMIGO1). Gene Ontology annotation, molecular function: protein binding. The record is from RefSeq and is a predicted model, not a curated record. The transcript has a single exon. Bases 770 to 2347 code for a protein of 525 amino acids. NCBI's taxonomy places the organism in Eukaryota, Metazoa, Chordata, Lepidosauria, Squamata, Lacertidae.